AUGAUAAAGAUAACAAUUAAAUUUACUGUAAGUAAAUAUGAAAAAUUCAUCGAAGAUUGUAAUAUUAGGAGAAAAAGAAAUGAAAUAAUUCUUAGGUCUCUUAAUAGAGUUGAAGACAAAGCUAAAGCAAUUUUUGCUAAAACAGAAACAUUAAAACUGUAUAAAGAGCGUUAUGUUUCUUACUUGAAACAAAAUGAAUUUCUUAAAAAUUCACAUAGAAAUAUUCCAACAGUAUCUCAAGAUCCAUCUUAUCAUGAAGUAGUAUCAAAAUCAGUGCAUUGGAAAACACCUAAUGUUGCAGAAAUUCAAGAAUUUAAUGCAAAUGAAAUUCUGAAACAAAACGACAAAUUCCAUAUUGAUACUACUGAUUUAUUGAAAAAAGAAUAUUUAACAACUAAUCUUGAGGAAAAGUCAAAAUUUCAAAAACAAAAUGAUUAUUUGUAUAAUUUAAGAAGAAAUGGUGUAAAUCAUACUAAUUUUACAACAGAGUUGCCAUUGCAGUCAAUACAUCAGCCACAAUAUCUAAAUCAAAAUUUAAUAUUAUCAAAUAAAAAUAGUUCAAGAGAUAUUCUGUAUAAUGGUUCUCAGGCAGUAGAUGAAAUCAAAGCAAAAAAAAGUGAUGAGGGAAAAGAAGAAAAGCAAACACCUGUAGAAAAUGUUAACAUAACCAAUGUUACUUCUUUGUAUUCUAAUGUUCACAAUGAUAAUAAAGUAAAAGAAAAAAUUUUAAAAGUUCCUGAUCAUUCGCAUGAGGAUAUCUCUCCAAUUGAAAAUUUAAUAAAACACAAAGAAAAAAAUGAAAUGAAAGAAAAAGAAAAAGAAUUUUUAGAAUUUAAUAAAGAUUUUGAAGAAUCUGAUAUUUUUGAUUCGGAGAGAAAAAAUUCUGAUGAAAAUAUUGAAUCUAUUGGUGAAAAAAUUUAUCCAAAAGGAAUGGAUGGUGUAGAUUUUAAUAAUGAAACUUAUCCGGAUAGUUAUUACGAGCAACCAACACACACUCAAAAUUAUCCUACAAAUAUUACUUCCAAUGUUAUUCUGGAAGAAGAUGAAUUCGAGGAAGAAAUGGAUCAAUUCGAACCAGAACCUUCGGUACACAAUUUAAACAAAUCUAACCGAAAUAGUGUAAUGGAAGAAAGAAAUUAUGAUGAAACUAAAAAAGUUUUACCAACAGAAUCUCAUGUGGUUAAUAAUUCUUCAGCUCGACAAGAAAACAAUGAAAAUUUAUUGAAAACUUGGAAAAAUAAUGAUGAAACCUCAAAUACUUUCACCGACUUACGCCAUUCAAUAAUAAAUGAUAUUUCUAAAAAUGACAGUUAUGAUUCAGAUUCAAGUAAAACAGAUAGUAAUAAAGGGUAUGAAGGAGUAAAAACAAAAAAAUCAGAAAAUAACAGUAAUGAAAUAUCGAAUGCAGAUAAUAAUAAUUCAAUAGAAAAAAUAAAAGAUUUAAGCAUAUCGACAAAAAGUAAUUUAGCUCAUCUUUUAGAAUCAGAUUCUGAAUCAUUUCAAAUUGAACAUGGAGAAAUUAUAUCUGGAAAUGAAGACAGUGAUUUCGAUUUCAGCUUUAAUCAAAAUCCCUAA
Messenger RNA from Pediculus humanus corporis (human body louse), 1575 nucleotides. Its product is annotated as glutamic acid-rich protein precursor, putative. The record is from RefSeq and is a predicted model, not a curated record. NCBI's taxonomy places the organism in Eukaryota, Metazoa, Arthropoda, Insecta, Psocodea, Pediculidae. Bases 1 to 1575 code for a protein of 524 amino acids. The transcript has 4 exons.